Molecule: messenger RNA, 6394 nt
Organism: Onychostoma macrolepis
Lineage: Eukaryota; Metazoa; Chordata; Actinopteri; Cypriniformes; Cyprinidae
Gene: ephb2a
Product: eph receptor B2a
Exons: 16
Coding region: 55-3078 (1007 amino acids)
Biological process (GO): cell surface receptor protein tyrosine kinase signaling pathway; central nervous system projection neuron axonogenesis; protein phosphorylation
Cellular component (GO): neuron projection; plasma membrane
Molecular function (GO): transmembrane-ephrin receptor activity; protein binding; ATP binding
Source: RefSeq, a predicted model, not a curated record
UCGAGUGCUUGUGAUCAUAGUGUGUUCACAGAUGGCCUGCCGGACAAGUUUUCAAUGAAUAUUCUAGGUCUUUACAGUCAAAUGCCCAAAUUCACGGCAAUUAUGGAUAUAAUUCGUUUGUUAUGGAUAAUACGGAUUGUGUGGGCUGUUGAAGAUGUGUUGAUGGACUCCACAACGGCAACGGCAGAGCUGGGCUGGACGAUAUAUCCAUCACUGGGGUGGGAAGAGGUGAGUGGCUACGACGAGAAGAUGAACACCAUCCGCACCUACCAGGUGUGCAACGUCUUCAACGCCAACCAGAACAACUGGGUGCGCACCAAAUACAUCCAGCGGCGAGGAGCCCAACGGAUCCAUGUGGAGAUGAAGUUCUCUGUGCGAGACUGCAGCAGCAUCCCGAACGUCACCGGCUCUUGCAAGGAGACUUUUAAUCUGUACUACUUCGAGUCUGACAAGGACAUAGCCUCCAAGGUGUAUCCCGCCUGGAUGGAGAACCCUUGGAUCAAGGUGGACACCAUUGCGGCCGAUGAGAGUUUCUCCCAGGUGGACCUGGGCGGCCGUGUGAUGAAGAUCAACACGGAAAUACGCAGUUUCGGGCCGGUGUCACAUAAAGGCUUCUACUUGGCCUUUCAGGAUUAUGGAGCAUGCAUGUCGCUCAUCGCCGUGAAGGUUUUCUAUCGCAAAUGCCCCCGAGUUAUUCGGAAUGGGGCCAUUUUUGAGGAGACCUUGUCAGGUGCGGAGAGCACAUCUCUGGUGUCUGCCCGGGGCAGUUGUGUACCUAAUGGAGAAGAAGUGGAUGUUCCCAUUAAACUGUACUGCAAUGGAGAUGGGGAGUGGCUGGUACCUAUCGGACGCUGUGUGUGCAAGGCUGGGUAUGAGUCCGUGGACAACGGGACAGUGUGUAGAGCAUGUCCAUUUGGGUCCUUCAAAGCAUCUCAAGGGGACCAGCAGUGUCUCCAGUGUCCCAUCAACAGCCGCACCACCAGCGAGGGUGCAACCAACUGUGUGUGCCGCAGCGGAUACUACCGUGCGGACUCUGACCCUCUACAGAUGCCCUGUACCACGGUUCCGUCCGCACCCCAGAGAGUGAUUUCUAGCGUGAACGAGACUUCCCUGCGGCUGGAGUGGGAUCCGCCGAAAGAGAGUGGAGGCCGGGAGGACGUAGUCUAUAACAUCAUCUGCAAGAGCUGCGGUUCGGGUCGAGGGGCCUGCACUCGCUGCGGUGACAAUGUGCAGUUUGUGCCCCGCCAACUGGGCCUGACUGAUCCCCGGAUCCACAUCAGUGACCUGCUGGCCCACACGCAGUACACCUUUGAGAUCCAGGCUGUGAAUGGAGUGUCUGACCAGAGUCCCUUCUCACCUCAGUUCACCGCUGUCAACAUCACCACAAACCAGGCCGGUAAGACAGCAGUAAACACAGCUCCAUCUGCUGUGUCAAUCAUGCAUCAGGUCAGUCGAACUGUGGACAGUAUCACAAUGUCCUGGUCCCAACCAGACCAGCCCAAUGGAGUCAUUUUGGACUAUGAGCUGCAAUAUUAUGAGAAGGUAAAUGCAGCAGAGUCAAACUCCUCUCUACUGCGGAGUCAGACUAAUACAGCAGUUAUCCGGGGCCUGAAGCCGGGGACCAUCUACGUGUUCCAGGUGCGGGCCAGAACAGUGGCGGGUUUUGGACGUUUAAGUGGGAAGAUGUACUUCCAAACAAUGACUGAAGAGGAGUACAGCUCCAGCCUGCAGGAGAAACUGCCCCUCAUAAUCGGCUCUGCUGCUGCUGGUGUUGUUUUUCUCAUCGCUGUGGUUGUGCUCAUUAUCGUCUGUAAUCGGAGAGGUAGUGACAGGACAGAAUCUGAAUACACGGACAAGCUUCAGCAUUACACCAGCGGCCACAUGUCUCCAGGAAUGAAGAUCUACAUUGAUCCUUUCACAUAUGAGGAUCCCAAUGAGGCAGUGCGUGAGUUUGCCAAAGAAAUAGAUGUGACCUGUGUGAAAAUCGAGCAAGUCAUUGGUGCAGGUGAGUUUGGAGAGGUAUGCAGCGGUAAUCUCAGGCUUCCUGGGAAGAGGGAGAUUCUGGUGGCCAUUAAGACUCUGAAAUCAGGCUACACGGAGAAGCAGCGGCGGGACUUCCUGAGUGAAGCCAGCAUCAUGGGGCAGUUUGACCAUCCCAACAUCAUCCACCUGGAAGGAGUGGUGACCAAGAGCACGCCAGUAAUGAUUAUCACUGAAUUCAUGGAAAAUGGAUCAUUGGACUCUUUCCUUCGGCAAAACGAUGGCCAGUUCACCGUCAUCCAGUUGGUUGGCAUGCUGCGUGGCAUUGCAGCUGGCAUGAAGUACCUCUGUGACAUGAACUACGUACAUCGUGAUCUAGCUGCCCGCAACAUCCUGGUUAACAGCAAUCUAGUCUGCAAAGUAUCCGAUUUUGGGCUUUCUCGCUUUUUGGAAGAUGACACGUCAGAUCCUACAUACACAAGCGCCCUGGGAGGGAAAAUUCCAAUACGAUGGACUGCUCCCGAGGCCAUUCAAUACAGGAAGUUCACAUCCUCGAGUGAUGUGUGGAGCUAUGGGAUCGUAAUGUGGGAGGUCAUGUCCUAUGGAGAGCGACCUUACUGGGACAUGAGCAAUCAAGAUGUAAUAAAUGCUAUUGAACAGGAUUAUAGGUUACCUCCUCCUAUGGACUGUCCAAAUGCACUGCACCAGCUAAUGUUGGACUGCUGGCAGAAGGACAGAAACAACCGUCCGAAAUUCAAUCAGAUUGUUAACACUCUGGAUAAAAUGAUCCGUAAUCCUGGCAGCCUGAAGGCCACCACCCCUCUCUCUUCAGGUGUACAUCUACCUCUGCUGGACCGCAGCACACCAGACUUCUCCAGCUUCAGCACAGUGGAUGAAUGGCUGGACGCCAUCAAAAUGGGCCAGUACAAAGAGAACUUUGCCAAUGAAGACCUUACUACCUUUGAAGCCGUGUCUCAGAUGACUAUGGAUGACAUUAUGAGGGUGGGAGUCACACUAGCGGGCCACCAGAAGAAGAUUCUCAACAGUGUGCAGAUGAUGCGAGCCCAAAUGAACCAGAUCCAGUCAGUGGAGGUUUGAUUCAUAAGAGUGGAGGAUGGGACCAGCCUGUGCACACCAGACCCCUGUGGACCUUCUCACAGAAAGACGUCCCCCUCAGCGAGCCCUGUGUCCAGAGCCCAGCAGUAGUCACUUUCUCUGGGGAUGAUCAAGAACAGAUCCCUGCAAGACCGCUAUGGUCUUGAUACAGCACCAGCACACUGAAGGCAAGCUGUAGUCUUUGCAAUGGCCAAAAUUAUCCAUAAAUAUCAUUCUGGCUGCAUUUACAUGCAAGUUUAUGUUCCAGUAUUAUCUCUGACUUUGCAGUAUUUCUAAUAAACCACAUAAAAGCCUCUCAUGUUGGUAUAUCUAUUAUUUAAUAGACAUUUAAAAAUACAUUUCUAAUUUAAGGUGGCGGCCUCGUUAAAUGUACCCUUUGCAUAAAAAUAAUCGCCUUUUGUAUGUAAAUUGCUUGCUCUAAGCAGCUUUCUCUAUUGUUACAUUGUGUGCUAUCGAUUACCUGCAAAUCACCUGCCGAGUAACUAUUUUUGCUAAAGUUCAUUAGUUCUAAAAUCAACAAAUGAAAAUAUUUUUGAGCACCUUCUGGGUCCAUUUAAAAAAGCAUUUAUAAAAUGCAUCCAUUAAAAUUCAAAUAUUAGAAGAAUAUGUCACAGUUCACAGAAUAAGAAUAAAAUGCAGUCACCUUUUUAUGAUAGUGUUAUAUUGGGUAUAAAUUUAUUCAUGGCGUUUCCAUAUGAAGAAUAAAAGGGUUGAAAAGGUUGUUCAUGCAUGUAAAUGUAGCCACUUACACGUUAUUUUGGCUGUUAGUUUUUUGGGUAAAUCUGCAAUCUCAUUAAAUGAGAUUAAAUCAGAUUUUGAUUAUAUAUAGCCCCUUUACUCUUAACCAUAUUCACCAGAAAUGUGUUGACAAGAUCAUUUAAAAUGUAAAAUUUUGUUUUGGUGUGCAUCUGAAAUGGACAAUGGACUAAUAGCAAGAAAAAAAGGAGAAACAAUUAUACAUGUGUGAUGCUCAUGUAUGAUGAGGAAUGAUCCAUGUGAUGGAUCUUGUGCUGGCAGAAUUUGCCAAUAUGAGGACUAUUAUAGAACUAUGUGAAUAGUUGGCAAAGCAACCAGUACUGGUUCGGUAUGUUUUUUUGUUUGUUUGUUUUUUUUGUACAAAGUAAUGUGAUAUUUUUUAUUUUCUUCAUGAGUUUUAUUUAUUUGUUUUAUACUUUUUAACACCAAUACUUUCCAAUUAACCAUAUAAUCAUGCACCAGUGUUGUACUACAGAUGUUCUAGUCACAUAUCGAAAGCACUUCAUGUGCUGAUUUCCUCACAGAGCCUGGCGACAGAAUAUAAUAGAGGUGCAUGCCGGAUUUAAAUUGAUGUUUAUUUUUUAUCCCAAUAGUAAGUGUCCCUAAGUGUUAAUUUUUCAUUAGAUGUCAUGUUUUGAAAAAGUUUUCCCCCCACAUUUUUCUUUCGAUAUUUUAACAAUUUCUUGUAUUUAUGUAUAUGUAUACAUAUAUAAUUAUGUGUGUAUGUAUACAUGCUGGCACUUCACAAAUAGGGUACAAUAUGUUGUCCAAUUACUUUUUUUUUAAAAGCAUUAUAGGCACUAAUCCAAUGUUUUUGUUGUAAGAAUUAUUAAAUGUUUGACAAGCUAUUAUCUAACAUAAGAUUAGCAUAAAAAUAGCUAGUUUUGAACACUAGUUUAAAUGUCCCCGUCUCCCCCUUCAAAUUUGGAUUUGGCCUGUCCAAGUUCAUUUUCGGGCCUUAUUUUGUACCCUGUUUGUAGAAGUAUUGCUGUCCACAUGAAAUAGUAUUACGUUCUUGUCACAAUUGAAGCACUGCACACACAAAAGAGCAGCUUACGAAAUUAAAGAAUGAGAUGAAAAGAGGGAGACCUAAAGACACAUUAGAAAAGACUUAAAGUCUGCUUUUAUUGAAAGAUAUGUUUUAUGAAUUAUGAAUUUUAACCUCAAUAUGCUGUCUUAUUUGUAUAGUUUUGUGCAGUUUAUCUGAAUUAUAGUGGUGUGGCAAAGGUCAUUUUGACAGUAUGAGCUUGGACUAAGUGAAAAAGCUUCACUGACCAUACUUCUUUUUUUUUAUAUAUCUUUGACAUGUUUGAUACAUUAAACUUCAUGACAUAUUCAUCAUUAUUGUAAAGUAAUUUGCAAAAUACAUGCUUGCUUGUUUGUUGUUUUCAGUAUAUACAGUGUUGGUUAAUAAGCAGUUCUUGUCUGUUGCUCUUCCUGGAGCACGGCACAUUUGUAACCCAAAAUAGUUGUUGAGUUGACACUUUGACACUGUGACACCGUCUCUCUAAAGUGAAUGUGCUUCCUAUCAACUUGUUGACUGGUCUUCCACGUCUAAACACUUUACACUUGUAUAGAAAUACUCUUGUUCACUUUCUUAAUAGGUCUGAAUCUCACACAUUUUUGUUUCACUCGCUCUCGCUCUCUCAGCACUAAUACCUCUUUUACCGACCUUUGCUUGUUUUCCUCCGUAGGCAUACUGACUUUUAAUGUGAGACAGGCUGCUUUGUCCUUUUGUAAAGCUUUGCCUGACAAACUCAUAACUGUUAAUAGUUAUGUGCUGCAAUAUUUAGGUAAAUAUGCCCGUAUCUAUAUUCCAUGCUUUCAUUUUACAUUAAACUGCAUUUUUUUUUUUUUUUUCAGAGUGUUGGGUAAAUUUCUAUAGUAAAAUGUAAACUGAAAGUGCAAUGAUUUGUUAGCAACAUCAUUUAUUAUUGCAAAACCAUUUCUUCUUUCCCUUUUAAUUGAAACUUUAACAAUUCACGAAAGCACCAGGAAUCAACUUUAUAAAGGGAAUAAAAAAUUAUAAUUUCAGGCUCAGUGGACUGUCAUUGUGAUUUAAAUUUUAAAAAAAAAUAAAAAUUUUAUAUACAAUAUGUCAUUACCAUAAUGACAGAACAUAAGGUUGUAUGAAAAGAAUGUACAUAUGUUAAUAUAUUAGAAAAUACCUUUAUGUAUAACUUUUUUUUUUUACCAUUUUUAAUUGUAAUGUGGCAAUUUUUUCCGUUUCACUCUCUAUUCGAUAAAAGAUCCUUUUCUUUGUGGUAAACAUAUGACUGUGGAUUAGGCCAUGUACAUGCAUAGUAUGCACUCACUUUCAUUGGUAUUGACUCGUCAUACACGCACACACACACACACACUGUACUGUCCACCAUGACCACUGUGAGUGAAGCAGGAGGCUCUGGAUUUUGUAUAAAUGUACAUUUACUGUAACCCUGUGAAUGAUGUUACAGUUAAAUAAUUUGUAGUAUUGCUAUUGGUUUAUUUUCUAUGAAAGAACAUUUGUGGCCCGUUAUGUUUUUCUUCAAUAAAAUAUGGAGCA